AAAAAGAAAAAGAGCAUUUACUUUCCGUUUCCAGGGCGUUUCAGUUGGCGGCUGAAAGGCGCCAAAUCAAAAAUCCUGAAGGAAUAACAAUUCCAAAGUGAAGGAUCCGUAGGAAGGAAGGCCUCUCAGAACUAACGAGCCAGUUUACCACGCCAGUGAAAGACUGGUUCGAUUCAACAUGGAGGAACUCUUCAGCAAAGGGUUACAAGUGUCCAUGAGGUGCAGGGACUGCGAGGAGAGGAAAGCCAACAUCUGUGUCACCAUUGAGCUUCAGUUGACAAACAGUCCGGUACACAAAAGGGAUCUUCUAGUGAGACUAACUGAUGAUACUGAUCCAUAUUUUCUCUUCAACCUCUCUAUAUCAGAAGAAGAUUUCCAAAGCUUGAAAGUCCAACAGAGGUUGCUGAUAGACUUUGCAUCAUUUCCUCAGAAGUUUAUUGACCUGCUUAAUCUGUGUUAUUCUGAGCAAGAGUCAGACAAUCCAAGGUUUCUCCUGCACUUGUCCAGCCAGUCUCUCGUGCUUGAAGGCCCUGCCAACUUCAGUGUUGUGGAGACAAAUGCAUUCAAACACCUGAACCACUUGUCUUUACAGCUUGUUCACGGCUCUGAUAAAGAGAUUAAAGACUAUCUGGCAGUGUGUCUCUCCUCUCUCAAGGCAGAGAAGCAGGUCCUAGAGACGAAGCUUCAGAAGACUGACGAGGAUCUGUCCAGGCAGCUGAGUUAUGCCCAACAGACGCUGUCUGAGAAGACCAAAGAGUUGGACAAACUGCGUUCAGAGUGGACAAGUCAGACCAGCUCUCUGUCCAGCCGUCAUGGUCAGGAGUUACAAUCCGAGAGGGAGAAGGCUGUAGAGUCACAGAGCAGACUUCAGCAGCAGAUGGAGCUGCUCCGUCAGGAGCUGGAGAGUUCUCAUAAGAGGAGCAGCCAGCAGCUCCACAGCAGACUAACAGAGCUUGAGGCCUCCUGCAGAGAGCUGACCGAGAGGAAGUACAAAAACGAGUCUGUCAUCAGAGACCUGAAAACUAAGCUUGUGGGUGCAGAAGAGGAGUGCCAGCGGUCCAAGCAGCAGAUCCUGUCUCUCAGGAGGGAGAACGGCUCUCUGGACACUGAGGUCCAUGACAAGGAGCGUUUGGUUAGCCAGCUGCAGAUGAGAGGGGCUGUUCUGGAACAGGAGAUCAAAGAUAAGGAUCAGCUCAUGCAGCGCUCAAAAGAGGUGCUGGAAGCUACUCAGCAGCAGAAGGAAUUAAUGGAAGAAAAUGCUGAAAGUAAAGAACUUCAGAUCAAAAACCUUGAGGCGACAGUGAAAUCCCUGUCUGAGGAGCUGAUAAAGGCUAACGGUAUAAUUAAGAAGUUGCAGGGAGAGUUUCGAGGCCUUGUUGGAAAAAUCAAAGUGAAAAACACUGUGACUGUGUCACAGGAGAAGCUCCUCCAAGACACAUCAGGAAAACUUGAGGGUGUUGAAAAGGAUUUGCAGAGCACUCGGCAGCAGCUGGUCACCAGAGAUGAGCAGGUUUUAAAACUGAAGGAGCAGUAUGAGACAACGAUACAAAAGCUAAAUGAAAGCAGAGAGGUGUUGAAGACUAAUGAGAAUGUUAUAAAUUGGCUGAACAAGCAGCUGAAUGAAAAGCAGCUCUCCAGAAAGUCUCCUGAACCUUCGGACAGGCCUUCCAUUCUAUCCACAGGACUGAAGGCAGCGACAAGUGAUCAGCAGUCAGUGCAGCAAGCCAUCAAACACACUGGAGACUCUGCAGGUCUAGAUUCUAAGUACUUUGAGAGGAGAGAUGAUAACAUGCCUGUCUAUGGUCUGUCAUCUAAUGUGCUUCACAAAGAGUUCCCUCCACGAACAAAGUCCUCCGUAGCUUCUGCUUACUUCUCUGCAUGAAGAGGAAGACAUCAACUCCAGCUGGAAGUGAACCCAUCACAGGCUCCUCUACCAAUCUGUUGCUGUGUGAGAUGUUUUCAGUAGAUUCUGUUUUAAUGUGUGUGCUGAUGGUUCUAUCUUCUGAUGUGUGGACACAGGAAAUGCUGUUACGCCUUUCUGAAUGGUGGAUUCCAGUGAUCAUGGAGAAUGUAGGCUUUAAAUUGAAAUGUACUAUUUUUCCUAAAACAGUAUAUGAAGUUUGCCACCUUUUUGUGUUAAUAUUGUGUUUUGUUUGCUGUUGUAUUAAAUAAAAAGUGUUUCCAUCUUUA
Messenger RNA from Cyclopterus lumpus (lumpfish), 2190 nucleotides. It is a transcript of the gene sass6, whose product is annotated as SAS-6 centriolar assembly protein. Gene Ontology annotation, cellular component: centriole; centrosome. NCBI's taxonomy places the organism in Eukaryota, Metazoa, Chordata, Actinopteri, Perciformes, Cyclopteridae. The record is from RefSeq and is a predicted model, not a curated record. Gene Ontology annotation, biological process: centriole replication. Bases 179 to 1882 code for a protein of 567 amino acids. The transcript has 16 exons.